AUGACAUUUGGCUUCAUACGAAUAUACUAUCCUGAACUUGCAGAUCGUGUUUCGUUUCGUUUAAGUUUUGCUGCCUUAUUCUGUGAUAUAGGCUAUUCUGGUCAUGUUUUAAUUAAUCUUGUUUGGGAUGCUAUUCCAGGUUUUUUGUGUGGAUACGUGAACCUUCAUAUAAUUUUCGUAAAUGAAUAUAAAAGACGUAAUUUUGAAAAUUAUUAUUUUACAAUUGCAUUUUCUUUUGCUCUUUUACUCUCUCUCCUUCCUGUUGCCGAUAGUAUGUAUGGUCAUAAUGAUCCUGUAGGUGGUUGUUGGUAUCGUUUUUCUGGUCAAAAAAAGAAUAUGAUAUGGGAAUGGACUACUUAUUUCGGUUGGAUAAAUACAUCUAUAUUGUAUUGUGCGCUCGUUAUUAUUAUGGUCGUUAGAAAACUCAAAUUUAUGGCAAACCAAACCGAUGUUUUUGACCUUUCGUCGGCUUCUCGAUUACCUGGUCAUCCCCCCUUAAUUAAUAAGGCCGUGAUUUUAUCGGUUGUCAGAAGAGUCGUGCUAUAUCCUGUGGUGCCAGUAGCUCAAUUUUUUUGCUCUUUCUCUGAAACUUGCUAUUAUCUUAGUCAGGUGCCCUCUUAUCCAUUAACAAUAAGUUGCUUUAUUGGCAUGUCACUUCAAGCACCACUAUCUACUAUAUCAAACCACUUUGACAAUAUCUCAUAG
Dentiscutata heterogama is the source of this 705-nucleotide messenger RNA. The record is from the annotation of a GenBank genome assembly. Lineage: Eukaryota; Fungi; Glomeromycota; Glomeromycetes; Diversisporales; Gigasporaceae.